Molecule: messenger RNA, 1158 nt
Organism: Entrophospora sp. SA101
Lineage: Eukaryota; Fungi; Glomeromycota; Glomeromycetes; Entrophosporales; Entrophosporaceae
Source: the annotation of a GenBank genome assembly
AUGGCUUGGAAAAAGUCAUUAUGGACUUUCCUUGCUUGUUUUAUUAUAGUUUCAUCAUCUUUAACAAAGUACGCUGAAGCAAAUGAAGAAUAUUUGUAUAACGAUGGGAAUUAUAGAAUUAGAUGUUCUGGGAUGUUUGAUAAAGAAUCAAUACCCAAUGGAGUUGCUCCUCUUAUUUUAUUAAAAUAUAAUGUUGAUUCGCUUCAAGAUGCUGCCACAAUUAUUUAUGAAUGGUCAGAUAGAGAUAAAAUAGGUGCUAUUUCACCAGGAGAUGAUAGCAGAACUUAUAUUUGUGACGGAACAGCAAUCGAGAAAAAAUAUUGUAGUAGUGAAGAUCUUGGGCGAAUCAUAGUUAAUAGUAAUCAAACAAAUUAUGAAAUCAUUCGACAGACAUUCGAUCCUGCAGGAGAAGAUUCAUCAAGCCCUAUUAAAUAUGAAGUAAAAAAAUCAGGCUAUUAUUGUGCAGCUGCGUUACCUGUACCACCAACCCAGCUUGGUGAAUUUACUGUUACCGUUGAAUGGCAUAACCCAUAUGGUGAAUUGCCUGCAUCCGAUUAUCCAAAAUUACCAUUUUAUGGAUCUCUAUCAUUAACUUAUUUAGUGAUUGGUUUAUUAUGGAUGACACUUACUGCAAUUCUUUUGUGUUUAGUUGCUGUUUUAAAUGCGGGAAGAAAUUCAAUUUCUUUCUUUAUGCUUUUAAUUGUUUGUAUGGGUUAUGGAGUUGUAAAAUUAUAUAGACUAUUAGUAUUUUCUGUGACAAUAUUAGGUGUAUUCUUUUUCAUUAACAUGUUUAAUUAUAUGCAUCGAGAAGAUCCUGAAUGGAUACCGAGAUAUUGGAGAUGGAGAUGGUUUUUAUUGGAUGGAUGUGACGAAUUGACACAAUACGAUGAAGAUUACGAUUUGGAAAUCAAUAAUUUACGUACAAUGGACAACAUAGGUUAUGAUAAUGUCAAGUAUCGUAAUGCAGGUGGUGGUGAUGGAGAAAAUAGUGAAACGGAUAGAUUGGCUAAUGAUGAAUCCACUAUUUUUGAUAUUGGAGAUGUUGACGAUGAAAGUUAUACUGAUGGCAAUACACCUAGGAAUAGCACUAGCAAUGUUAAAAAGGAUGAAGAUGAUAAUAAAAACGUCGUUACUGGCGAUACUGAUAAACAAACGUAA